Molecule: messenger RNA, 1419 nt
Organism: Eruca vesicaria subsp. sativa (arugula)
Lineage: Eukaryota; Viridiplantae; Streptophyta; Magnoliopsida; Brassicales; Brassicaceae
Source: the annotation of a GenBank genome assembly
AUGCUUAAGGAGUUGUUGCAAAGUGUAGGUAAUGGUGGUUAUUACAACAAUGGGACACCUCAAGAUCAUGUAGUGAAUAUGGGUGGUGGAAAUUGGGGCCCACAGCAACCAGUGUCUGGUCCUCAUAGUGACAGUUCCAACUUCACCGGUCCAACCGCAGCUACACCGUCGCCUCAAGCUGCGACUCUUGGUCACAACCAAAGCACUUUCACCUACGAUGAACUCUCCCUUGCAACAGAAGGUUUCGCUCAGUCUAACUUGCUAGGGCAAGGAGGAUUUGGGUAUGUUCACAAAGGGGUUUUGCCUAGUGGCAAAGAAGUUGCGGUGAAGAGUCUUAAAGUUGGAAGUGGACAAGGAGAACGUGAGUUUCAAGCAGAGGUUGAGAUCAUUAGUCGUGUCCAUCAUCGUCAUCUCGUCUCUCUUGUUGGAUAUUGCAUCUCUGGUGGUCAAAGGCUUUUGGUUUACGAGUUUUUACCGAAUAACACUCUUGAGUUCCAUCUUUACGGUAAAGGUCGUCCUGUUCUUGAUUGGUCUAUACGAGUGAAGAUUGCAUUGGGAUCAGCUAGAGGUCUUGCAUAUUUGCACGAAGACUGUCAUCCUCGCAUUAUCCAUAGAGAUAUCAAAGCUGCAAACAUUCUUCUUGAUUUCAGUUUUGAAACCAAGGUUGCAGAUUUUGGAUUAGCUAAGCUGUCUCAAGACAACUAUACUCAUGUCUCCACUAGAGUUAUGGGAACAUUCGGAUACUUGGCUCCAGAGUAUGCCUCAAGCGGCAAGUUAUCCGACAAAUCUGAUGUUUUCUCAUUUGGAGUAAUGCUUCUUGAGCUCAUAACAGGACGGCCUCCAGUGGAUUUAACUGGAGAAAUGGAAGAUAGCUUGGUAGAUUGGGCUAGGCCACUGUGUAUGAAAGCAGCUCAAGAUGGAGAUUACAGCCAAUUAGCAGAUCCACGUCUAGAGACAAACUACAAUCAACAAGAGAUGGCUCAAAUGGCUUCUUGUGCAGCUGCAGCCAUCAGACACUCAGCAAGAAGACGACCUAAGAUGAGCCAGAUUGUACGAGCAUUAGAAGGAGACAUGUCAAUGGAGGAUCUAAACGAAGGAGGAAGACCAGGACAAAACUCGUAUUUGAGUCCCGGAGGCAUGACAUCAGAGUAUGACGCAAGCACGUACAGUGCAGACAUGAAAAAAAUAAGGAAGUUAGCGUUAGAGACAAAAGAGUAUCAGAGCAGUGAGUACGGUGCAACAAGUGAGUAUGGUUUAAAUCCAUCUGCUUCAACUAGUGAAGAGAUGCAUAGAGGUUCAAUGAAACGCAAUCCUCAGCUUUAGACAUUCUUAGUUACAUACACAUUCACUUUCAUCUCUCUCUGCCUAUGCCUUGUUUUCAUUCUGCGUCAAAGAAUAGCUAUAGCAGUUUGAAAAGGG